This is a messenger RNA of Lizanozyma spartinae, 3024 nucleotides long. RefSeq lists its product as uncharacterized. Gene Ontology annotation, cellular component: nucleus; HIR complex. Gene Ontology annotation, molecular function: nucleosome binding; protein binding. The transcript has a single exon. Gene Ontology annotation, biological process: chromatin remodeling; regulation of DNA-templated transcription; DNA-templated transcription. NCBI's taxonomy places the organism in Eukaryota, Fungi, Ascomycota, Pichiomycetes, Serinales, Debaryomycetaceae. Bases 1 to 3024 code for a protein of 1007 amino acids. The record is from RefSeq and is a predicted model, not a curated record.
AUGCGCUUCAUUCAACUCCCAAAUGCGCUUCACAAGUCCCUGAUAGAUCUGAUUUCCCUCAACUCGUCCAAUCAAAAGUUGGCCACAGGUGGUAAAGAUGGCACUGUUUACAUUUGGAACGCACUCCAACUAACAGACCUCCUUACAUCUACUACAACAGGCCCAGACGGAGAUAAGAUCACCAAUGCUAGUGUUGACGAUGUUAAGGGUCCUGAUCCUAUAUCAACUAUAGCAGUACACAAAUGUCCAGUGACCCUGGUUCGAUGGUCACCUACCAAUGAAAGCACCUUAAUUACUGGUGAUGAAAACAAUCAAUUAUACAUCCAUAUAGAUCAGUUGAGUCUGAGAAUAUACCCUUAUCCUCAAUGUAAGUCAGAGAUUGACUUUGAUUCUGACUCCGAUUUGGUUGAAGUUGACUCGGUCAUAGAUAUCUCUUGGUCUCACGAUGGUAGACUUGUUGCCUGGAGCACAAGUUAUGGAGAGAUCCAUUUAUAUGAUAUCAAGAAACAUACCCAUCAGACUUUAACAUCCUUAAUCAACGGAGGUAAACAUCCGUUUGUCAUCCAACGAAGUUUAGCCUUUGAUCCAACUAAUAAUUAUCUUAUGUCGAUUGGUGAUGAUACUUUGAUCUACCUAUUCCAAUAUGCCUUUGUCAAUGAUUUCUAUCAAUUUAGACUCAUUUCCAAGAUCUCCAAAAUUAUCAACAAACAGGCUUUUAACUCCAAAUAUAAAAGAAUAUCUUGGUCUCCAGACGGUGAAUUUGCAAGUAUUCCUUCUGCCAAUAGGAACUCGACUUCCCUAAUUUCUCUUGUUUCCAGGUCUCUUCAAUGGCAACAUAAAGUGAGUCUAGUGGGUCAUGAUUAUAGCUGUGAAGUCAUAAGCUUUAAUCCUAAAAUUUAUCAGAACACUUCUGACCCAGAACGAAUUUAUUCCAUAUUGGCUUCUGCUGGGUCUGAUAAAGUAUUGGCUAUCUGGAACACUACAAAGGAUACCCCAUUACUUGUUAUGAAUGACAUAUCAUCAGCACCUGUAGUUGAUAUGUGCUGGAAUAGUGAAGGGAACUGUCUUUAUCUUGCAUCUCAGGAUGGCCAUUUAUCAAUAUGUCGAUUUGAAGACUCUGAUUUAGGAAUUGAAAUUAGUAAGGAAAAGCUUGACCAUUUGAUGAAGUUUGAAAAGGAAUAUUUGAAACCAUUGAAUCAUAAAUAUGAAGUGCAAACUUCUAAAAAGAAUGCUCCUCCAAUUGAAUAUUUAAAUCAAAAAGAUGCAGUCGAUAUUACUAUUGCAAGUACAAUUGAAAAGAAUGAAAAGAAUGGGAAGAUCUCUAAUUCAAGUGUGGAAGAGUCAAAUAAACUUUCGAACAGCAAUCACAAUUCUUCAGAUCUUAAAUCCGGAGAAUCAACUAGUUUAAUUCCAGAAAUCCCACCUGCUCCAGAAAUGGAUGCCCCAGAGAUGGCCGGUGAUGCUUUACUCAAUGCAAUGGAAUCUCGACUGUCUAAAGGGGGUAAUACAGCUACCCAAAUGGACUCUUUACCCUCAUCAUCUUCUUUUAGUACGAAGAAUGGAGCCACUUCCACACCUCCAGUUAUUAACAAACCUACGUUAAAUAAAGUGGUGAUGAAAAAUGGCAAGAAACGUAUUCAACCUACACUUAUUACUAAAACAAAAACUCAAACUGAUGUUAUUGCUAAUGCAGCCAAUGGGAACAGCCAAUUUCUGGCUCAUAUGACUACAAAGACACCAAUGGAAUUUGAUAAGCCAUCGUAUUCCGUUACUGAAAGCUUACACCGAGAAUUCAAACGAAGUCAAACUAAUAACGACAGUAGUACUGGGACCAAUGGACCCUCAAGCAAAAAGUUGAAGAGAGAUCUUGAACCAGUUAAGUUUAUUGGAUCGGUGAUAACGAAUCCUAACGUUACAUUUUCUAAAGUAAGACUAUCGGUACCUAAAAUACGGAUGAGUUUCACCAUCUCAUCCAAAAUGGAAGAGGUAUUUGUAUUUGAUGUGAAGAAUGGUUCUGGAAAUGAGACUAGACCGUCAAGAGUCACCUAUUAUAAGAAAGACAAAAUGCUUUGGUGUGAUUUUAUUCCUCGUUUCAUUCAAUUGGCAACAGAAGGAUCUCAAGUAUGGUCAGUCUGUACAUCUGAUGGACAAAUAAUAGUAUAUUCCAAGCUAUCCGGAAAGAGAUUGCUACCACCAUUAGUACUUGGAGCUCCCUUAUCCUUUUUGGAAAGUUUUGAUAAAUAUUUAAUGGCUGUUACAUGCGUGGGUGAUCUUUUUGUAUGGGAUCUUGAGACAAAGACUGUUCAUAUUAAUACUCAAUUGACUCCUCUACUCAAUCUUGCGUCCAAAAAUCAGAAUGAUGCCAUUUCGAGAUCAGAAAACAUCACCAUGUGUUCAGUUACCAGAAGUGGUAUACCCAUAGCUACUCUUGCCAAUGGGUCUGGGUAUUUAUUCAACUCAGCAUUGGAAUCAUGGCAGACCAUAACCGAAUCAUGGUGGGCGUUUGGGUCUCAUUAUUGGGAUAGUAAUGAUGACAACACCAAGAAGCCAAUUGGUACUAGUGAAGAGCCUUCUAUUAUUGAUCUCUUGGAGCACAAGACAAAUGAAGAAAUCAUCAAGAGAAACCGUGCUGGUAGAGGCAAGUAUUUCAAUAAGAUCUCAAAGAACAUGAUCAUGAAGGAAGGGUUUGAAAGCUUGGAAAACACCAUAUCGCUAAGUCAUUUGGAAAAUAGGAUUCUUUGUUGUCAGAUAUUGGGAGAAACCAAAGACUUCAAGAGGUUCUUUGUGACUUAUGUUCAAAGAUUAUGUGAGUUGGGACAUAAGGCUAAGUUAUUUGAUAUUUGUGAUCAACUAUUAAAGGAAAAGGAUGAACUGAGCCAAUUGAUAUGUGGAUUAGAUCGAAUUCUAUUGCUUAAGGAAGUGAUAUUAUCUUGUGCCUCAUAUCGUGACUCACAACGUGUGUUGGUACACUUUGCUAAGAAGAUAGGAGUACUUGUCAAUGACGUUGAUGGAAUACAAUUGUAA